Messenger RNA from Teleopsis dalmanni, 1158 nucleotides. RefSeq names its product secreted protein C-like. NCBI's taxonomy places the organism in Eukaryota, Metazoa, Arthropoda, Insecta, Diptera, Diopsidae. The transcript has a single exon. The coding region runs from base 691 to 1158 and encodes 155 amino acids. The record is from RefSeq and is a predicted model, not a curated record.
UUGACGUAUAUGUGAAGACAAAAGCUCGAAAGUUUGCUUUAUGGAAUUCGCUACUGGACUGAUGGGGUUCACUUCGAUGAUGUAUUUUCAGUCUUUUUUCGACUUGCUUCGGCUGUGGAUGUGUAUUUCUCUCAAAGUUUAUUAGAUAAAUUUUAAGUUGUUUAAAUAUGAAAUAUUUACUAAAAAAAAAUUUUUAAAUAUAAACUAAAUAAAAAAGAAUAAAUAACUUUUUACAUACAAAAAAAAUUAAAAAAAUUAAUGAAAGUUGCUAAGUUCAAAGACUCAACAUUAAGUUUUUAGAGGCAUAGAGCAAAGUGCAUAAUUAAGCGGUAAAGCAAAAGUAGAAUAUUUUCCACUUUAAAUAAAAAGAAAACAAAACAAAAGUGAAAAAAAAAAUUAAGGCAAGUGGCCAAAAACGGGCAUGUUUGUUGUUAAGUAAGCUACGCGAAAACUAUUAGUAAAAUCAAUACAAAAGAGAAAAAACCAAAACAAAAUAUAACAAUUAGCAUAACCACGUUGUUGGCUAAAUAAAGUUUUUUUUUUUUUAAUGAAAAAUAUUUUUUAAAAACAACUGUGAGCUUAAAACUCUUAAAACACUUAUUAACAAAAAUCUUAAAAAAAUUCGUUUAUUCUAAAGUUUUGUGAUAUACAAAAAAAAAAAAACAAAAAAAAAAUUAAAUAUAAAAAAACAUGUCGCAAGCAACGCCAACUGCCACAAAUGUUAACAUUGGUGUCAGUAGUACACCUAUACGCAUUGGUUCAGGGUCCGGCAGUUUUCAUGGACAACACGGCAGCAGUAAUAGUUCUGCAACUAUUGGUACAGCCCAACGUCAGCACCACCACUCACACCAAGGGGCUGGUACUGGUAAUGAAUCGUCUUCACCAGGCGGCUCAGCAGUCGGACAACAGUCGAGCAGUGUACCCACUACAGCUGUUGGCCAAUUGCAAAUGCAGAGUAACACUUCUCUAGCCAUAGGAGCAUCAAACCAGUCGCUCGGUGUGUUAGCAGGUGGCGCUGCUGGAGCUGGUAGUGCGAAUAUUACACCUCCAAACAGUGCUGGCAUCAAGCAAGCUGGUGGUAAGUCCAAGUGCUUCAUUGCUUUACGUGUAUUUUUGUGUGUUGUCAACAAAUUUUGUUUUAAAUGCGUGGUUAUAUGA